UAUGUAUNGUCGAUUAUGGAGUUAAAUUCACAAGAGAGUGUGCAAAGUAUUAUGAUGAAUUGAAUAAUUCAACCUUGCCUGGAGUUGACAGCUCUGAAAAUGCUAGAGAACAGGUUUCACAGGUGAAGAGAAUAUGCUUCACGUUCCUUGAGGUCGCACUUCAAGAACUCGACAAGAGAAUUCCAUCUAACUGGAAAACCUUUACUAGAAUGAACUCCCUCACCCCGGAGAAGGUGUUAUCCUCCGACCGGUGCCCAUUCUCCUCCCUCCCCUUCUUGGAGUUCUGUGAGGAGAAACUUGAAGAUAUUGAGUCACAAUACAGGCGUGUAAACCAAGUGGACUGGUUAUCCUAUGAACCAUUUAAUGGAAAGAUCCCUGAUCCUGUUGGUUUCUAUGGAAUUGUUAGAAACUACUGUGUAUCUGGAGAGUAUGUCUUUCGAGAAUUGGCUGAUUUUGUUCUCAGUGUAUAUUCUUUACCACUUUCAAAUGCUUUUACUGAACGCAUGUUCUCUAUGAUCUCAUUUGUCAAGAACAAAUGGCAUAAUCGGCUUUCCAAUGCAACUGUAAACUCAAUCAUUAGAUUGAAAUGUCAUCUUUACAGCCGAAAUGUCUGUUGCUCCACUUUUAAGAUAACUCCUAAGAUGAUUGAGCGUCACAACCAAUAUAUGUAUUCCUUUAGGAGCUGUCCCAAUGAUCUUGAAACAGACAACAAGGAUGAUGCCGAUGAAGAUUUAGAUCAUCUUUUAGAUGAUAUCAAUUUAUCCUUGAAAUGAUCUACCAUUUUUUGUUUCAGACUUUGACGUUUGCACAAAAUGGAGCCAGAACUGCAGUUGAAGAGUUUGAAAACAGUAUAAUAAGGCAUAAUAAGACUAUAAGUGACCUUGCCAUAAGUAACAUAGAAACGUUAAACAGUGACAUAGAACCAUUAAACAGUGACAUAGACACGUUAAACAGUGACAUAGAAACAUUAUUUUUAAAAUUCGGUGUUGGUGAUGGACCAAACCUCUAUAGAUGGAAUAAUGUUGUGCGAGUCUAUGGUUGCAGAUUACUGGUCCACUUCUAAAGCCUUCCUAAAAGAACUCACAUACCACUGUCUGUUUGACUGUCCAAGAACAGAUGAAGAGUAUAAUAACCUAAUAUGGUUGGCCGGGCUUAUCUCAAUUCAUGACUUCUGUCUGGAUCGUAAUGGAUUUACCAGUCUGAACAUUCUUCCAACAUUUUUGAAACAACUUUCUUUGGCUGUAAAGAUCCAACGGGAGGAUAGAUGUAUAUCUAUGAAAAGAGAUCAAAUGAAAUACAUGUCUGACAAAGUGGAGGAGUUGGUUAACUAUAUCAAAAAAACUGGAGAAUAUGCAAUUGUAACCAAGAACCCAAAAGUAACUGUUGAAAAUGUUAAAAGAAACAUCCUCAAUCAAAGUACAAAAGAAGACAUUGCAGCAAUGGUUAAUGCAUAUUGGACAUCUGAUUUCAAGAAACUGUUGAAGAAUAAUAAACUUUGGGGCACGUGUCUCUUCUGUCAAAAAGGUUUUAAUCGAGCCCAUGUUGCACAAAAACACAUAUUACAAGUGGAGUGUCCUAUAUUAAGAAAUCAACUGGAGAAGCAUCCAGAACAAGAAGAAGACCAGGAAGCAGCAAAUAAAGAAGAAGUUAAUGAUGGAGAGAACCAGGUGGAAAUUGCUGAAGAAGAAGAAGAAACAAGACGAGAACCUGAGAAACAUUUCUCAGAGGAAAUUGGUGAAGAAAAAGAAGCUCAAAUCCCGGAUUGGCCCCGAGAGGAGGAAGUGGAAAUGACAAGGUUCAACUUUAGAAGAAGGGAAAGUACUAUUUAUGAUUGUGUACCUAGUGAUAGUGAAGAAGACCUUUCUUCAGGAGAGGAUUCAGACAUAUUUGAUCCAAAAGGAGAAGAAGAAACUGACUUUGAGGAUACAAUUCUAACCAACAAAGACUUAAAUACACCUCAGAAGCGGAGAAAUGAUAGCUCUGAUGAUGAAAUGAUUCCUGGGUCACCAAUUUACCUAAGCCCACAUGUGGCAGGAUCAAGAUCAUCCACGUAUUUUGAACCUUCUCUGAAGAAGCUGAAGGAGCUAGAUCCCCUUCAGAAUGCUUCAGCAGUGUCAAAUUCACUGCACUUAAAGCCCCAAGAGCAGAUUGAUACAGAAGAACCAGCCAAAAAGAAAAUACAAAAUACAAAGACUGCAACAGUCUCCAAUUCUUUGCAACAAUUAGCACAGGAGGAGCUGGUAUCAAACCAGAAUGUCUCCGAAACAUCAGAUAAGGAUAAUCCAGACCAUUUUUCACAGCCAACAGACCUGGAGAAGCUGUCGUCAAGUCGGAUUGUACAAGAGAAGGAAGACCAGUAUUUACAGCCACUAGAGAUUGUACAAGAUACAUCAGAAAAAGAGAAGGAAAAGUUUUUUUCUGUACUUGGACUACGAAAGCUAUCAGCCCCCGCCAGAGUUUACCCAUGUUUGGUAAGUGUUUUACCGAAUUAA
Eurytemora carolleeae is the source of this 2492-nucleotide messenger RNA. RefSeq names its product DNA ligase 1-like. The coding region runs from base 993 to 2492 and encodes 499 amino acids. The record is from RefSeq and is a predicted model, not a curated record. The transcript has 5 exons. NCBI's taxonomy places the organism in Eukaryota, Metazoa, Arthropoda, Copepoda, Calanoida, Temoridae.